This is a messenger RNA of Synchiropus splendidus (mandarinfish), 4051 nucleotides long. Its product is annotated as protein SOGA3-like. The record is from RefSeq and is a predicted model, not a curated record. Lineage: Eukaryota; Metazoa; Chordata; Actinopteri; Syngnathiformes; Callionymidae. The transcript has 7 exons. Bases 378 to 3395 code for a protein of 1005 amino acids. Gene Ontology annotation, biological process: regulation of autophagy.
CACGCAUACAUAAGGCGUUUGUUUCAUUCGCGUUGACGAGAAAUCUGCCCCUCCUUCGGGUGCUCGAUUGUACAGGAGAUAGGAAGAGGUUUAUGAAGGUGAGCGCAUGCUGGAUUCAUUGUGUUGCCAUGGAUACCGGUCGUUAAACCCCGAGCGACAUUUACUCGUGGCCGCGUGGGGUAAAAAUACCCGAGGCUCUUGCAUCAGUGGUAUUUUUGGGACCCGGAGUGGGUACUGGGUCUCCGCGCGUGCGAGUUCCACACAGUCGGGAGGAUGAGGGGUCCGGCUGUGGUCCCCCCUGCUCAGGUGCUGCUGCGGGGACGGGUCCACCAACCACGCGUGCUUGUAAAACCCCGGUAAUUCCGUGAAGAUUCGCCAUGUGGAGCGCGUUUAUGAACGGCGGCGGGGGCGGUGCGGGCGGCGGCUACGUCUCGGCGCCCGGGUGGGAGUUCGUCCCCUGCACCAGGAUGGAGAAGUCGGAGAGAGCGAGGGGCAAGAACCCGCUGAGGAGGGUCUCAUCCCCGCCCACCGUCUUCAGCCACAGCUACGAGCAGGGCUUCGGAGCAGCGGCGGAGGGAGACGGUGGAGAAAACCUGGGGCUCCUCAAGGGACAAAUGUGGCCCGCUUCUGAACCGCAGCAGCAGCACAACCGGCUGAAGAAGAAGCUGGAGGACUUGAAGAGGAGACAUGUGCAGGACAAGGAGGAGUGGACGAAGGAGAAAGAGUCUUUGUUGAGAGAAGUGGCGGACAUACAAGGAGGGGAAAACAGGAGGAUCCUUCUGGACUUGAAGACAGUUUUGGAGGAGGUGCAGUUGGAGCUGAAGAGAGAAGAGGAGAAGAGGAGCGAGCUCCAGCUGCAGUACGCCAGAGACAGAUGUGCCUGGGAGCAGGAGAAGGCUGAGCUCAAAUGCAGGAUUGUGCAGCUGGAGGCUAGAGAGGCCAGCGGGUCGGUCGGUGGAGGUCCUGGCUUUGUGGCCGCUCAGAGAGCUCGAGUGCAGAACGGCGAGACUUCAAGAGAGGAGCAGCGGAGGACUCGGAGAGACUCGGCUGGCAUGGACCUGCGCUGCCGACCGGAGCAUGACAGGGACUGGUCGAGGGAGAAGGCCGAGCUGCUGGAGAAGUUUGACGUGGAGAGGCGGGAGUGGGAGAGCCAGCUGAAGGACAUGCAGAGGAAAAUUGAAGAGUUGUACUGUGAGGUUCGGGCCAAGCGUGAAGGAAUCCGGCGAGGCGGUGGGAGGCAAGAGGAGGAGGACGUGCAUCUCCUCAGUGUUCGAUCCACAAGCACCGGAGAGUCCAGUCUGCUGACCGACAACUCAAGAUCUGAGCCCGACAGCUGCGGCAGCCCGUCAGGAGACCACCAGUAUGGGCCUUUACCUGUCGGCGCCAUGAGAGAGAGCAACUGCUACCAAGCAGACGACUUCAUUGAAAUGAGAAGUCAAGGUCACAGAACACACGACCUGCCUCUGGAAAAUGUUAGCGGCCUGCCCGGGGGGAGUGUGUGGAACACCUCUGAAGAAAGUCCUCUGUUGACGGAGCAGAGUUACAGGAGCAUGAGGAAGAAGAACACCACGGCUCUCAAUGCUGCGCUGAAGGAAAUCGCUCGGGUCAGUGAGGAGCUGUGCAGCUAUCAGGAGGAGAUCAGGAAGAAGAGUGGAGACAAGAGGAGUCCACCUGAAACCCUGCACCUCCAGAGGGAGAAGGAGCUGCUGCUGGGCGGAUCUGAAACAAGGCUGGAGCUGGAAGAAACUUCCUACGACCUCAGUCAGAUUUACAGCGACCUGCAGGCGUUGGGACGGGAAAGCUGGUUCGCUCUUUCCCCAGAGAACACCUUCGAGGCAAACAGGGCUCCGCGGAGACUGUGGAGGACCAAUUCCUCUGAUCCUGACGUCCACAGAGAGAGAGAGACGAGCCCCGCGGCGCUCGCCGACAUCGACACGGCCCCACCCGUCCCUCCUCGCUCCUCCUCCUGGAAUCUGAGCCCCACACAUCCGGAGCCGGAGCUGCACAUCCCAGAGUCCCCCCUGACCUCGGUGAGAAAGUGCCACAGCCCCUGUGUGCUAGUGGACCGGAAGUGCAGCAGCCCCUCCAUCGUCCGGAAGUUCGAGGCCAUGCUGCAGGAAAACGAAGGAAAGGUUUUCAUUGACGGCGUGGUGGCGACAUGCCCCGCCCCCUCUAACUCUAACUGCACUCAGAGCUGCUGUCACAACCGCUGGUCCUGUGAUGGCGGGAAGUUGAGUAGCAGCAAGCUGUCUUCCUGCAGCACCGUGCAGAAGAGCUUCUCUGAGGUGAACAUCCUGAGCGCUGGCACAGACUUCUCAGAUUCACGCUGCUCACCGUCCCCAGGGCUACAACAGCCUGACACCAAGCUUUUGUCCGCUUUGGAGUUAUCACCUGCCAGCCCCGAGCUCCAGGGCUGCAGGAGAAACCUAACGCUGGAACAGAAAACGGCAGAGUUCAACAGAACGUUGUUCCAGGCAGAGAUGGGUCGCGGGGUUCAGGAGAAAGAUGGAUGUCCUGCGCAGCGCCAGCAGAGCCUUUCAGAAGCUGAGAGUACAUUUCAGCCACAUUGUCUUGAUGUCGCCUCCAGUGCCACCUCGGACUCUGUUCAGAAGUGUGAGUUCAGGCUGAGCCAGGGCAGAUGUGAUCCAGAGGUGGAAGAGUUCAGGAUUAUGCAAGAGUUCCUCUCGGACUUCCCGGCUGAAGACUCAGUGGAUGAGCUGGGUGAGGGCAGCCAGAAACGCUCCACGGCUUCUGGACCCAGUGCGGAGGUCAAACACAGCCUUGGAACAUCUGAGCCCGACUUCUCCAAAAACACCCUGCCAAUCCAAAAUUUGGAGGAUAUCAAUCCCAAGAUGGAAUUCCGGUACGGAGCAAGGGCUCAGUCCGAACCGGAGGUGCAGCCAAAAGCAGUGCAGGAACCGUGCAGAGCGGGACGUAGGAUGAUGAAUGACCAUCCCUGGAAGCCCUUGACUCUGGCGGCGUACCCUCGCCCAGAGGGGUCGCGCUCUAACUACGGCGCCGUGGAGAAAAUCCUGAAGAACUACGAGAGCGCGGCGCAGGCUCAACAGAACCUAAGUCCGAAGCAGAGGGAGCACUUCACCGACCUGAACAUCCUGGAGAUGCAACCGCUGCAGCUGCCUUCAACCCUGAAACACCUCUACCUGGACGAGAAGGACCUGGCAGUGCAGGAGAAGGAAGACGCUGGCUCCUCCUCUGCUAAGCUCUUCUCCAGACCCGUGCGUCCAGCCAAUCGACGGCUCCCGUCCAGAUGGGCCAACCGCUCGCCGUCUCCGUCCUGCUCUCCCUGCGACGCUCCGCUGUCCUUCCACGUUGAAAAAUACACCUCUUCUUUUUCCUGCUCUCAAGCCUUCCACAUAGAGACAAUGAUUAUUUGACACCCCGCUCACAAGGGAACGUUCACACUUCCAUGUCACUGAAGUGCUUUAGCUGUGAGCCCUUCCACUCACUGUCAGAAUGUACGUGACGCCUGACCGUGGCGGGACCAGGACCUGAAGCUGUGCUGACUAACCUGCCUCACGGGAGAAUGAAAAUCUCUUCCUGACAUCAAUGUAUCAUCCAUAAGCGAGAACCAAAACUUUGGGUUCUGAUGCGCUCAGGUCGGUAUUCUAGCCUUGACUUAACUCAAUACUGUAGUUGCAGCGAUACACAUAUCCCAAACCUCGUCUUAAGUACUGCGAUGAGCGUCUCCUCAGUGUGCUGCCUUGGAUAUCUAACCCAACUGUACCUUGCUGUUACCAUGACGACAACAUUCUGCUUUCUUAACGCAUCAACGUGACUUCCUUUUCUACCUUUUUACCAAAGGUUUUCUUUAGAGGGAUUUUGUGGUUUGGAAUUGUUUUUUGUUUUUUGUUUUUUGGUUCCGACAUUUUUCGUCAGCCGACUGAAUGUGUACGAGAUAACAAUGAAGAAAAUGAUGAGACAUUUUGCUACUUUUCCUAAAUAUGACUGGUCACAAGAGGGAAGGGUUCUCAAGUCGAACAAUGUCACAGACCAUCAAGCUUUUCUGUUCUUUUUGUGUAAUAAACCUAAU